GGAUUUUGUUCGAUGCCAUUGCCUGCGAGCCUGAAGAGGGUGGCCGUUGCUGCCCUUAAGAAGCAAACCAAGAGUAGUAAUUAUCAACUAAGUUUAGCUGAACUGCAGAGAAACAAAAAAUAUUUCAACUUGGAUGCAUCUGUUCAAAGAAGCAAUGCACAGCUGACCUAUUCUGCCUCAGAGCUCGUCGAACAAACGUCGUGUAAGCAAGUAGGUUUACAAAUGUAUAUCAAAACAAGGUUACAAAUCCAGUCCUUAUUCACUAUUGGUCAAUGUGAAGGAAACAAGGAAAAGAAGGACUUGGGAACAUUCUCCGAUACCUCUUAUCGUGGCCAAUAUGACAAGGGAAAAGAGAAGACUCUUCUUUGCUCUGCGUCACCUUGGACUUUAGCUCUGUCAGCAGUAUUGUCGUUUGCAGUUUUUUGUGAAGGUACAAAAGAAAAUGGGCAGCAGAUGGAAAACUUGGCGAAUGAAGAGAAGCAGAGAAAAUUUCGAACGGUUAUUGAUGACUUGCAGUCCGACAAUAUCGAGAGUGCACAAGGCGCUUUGAAGUAUCUUCUAGUACUAGUGCAGAACUCCGACAAUCAUGAAAUACUUAUCAAAUUGGGAAUAGCAACUGCAUUAGUCAAUGUACUUUCAUGCUCCAAUCAGGAGGCAAGACUUCUGCGCCAAGUAGGUGUUGAAGAGACAAGUUCGGGUCGUAUUUGUUUGGACAGAAGUCAAAUUGUUUACAUAUUGGCUCAAUUGUCCCAAUCAACUUGUAGCCAUAACGCUCUAAUGGAAGCUAACGUAGUGGCAUCUAUUUGCGAUUUAUUGCAAGAUAUGGGAUGGAAAACCAGUAAUCAUUCACCAGGGACAUUUUCUUGGUUGCCUGAAUGGCUUUCAUUUGGCAGAAACCGUAAUGAGAGGAACAAAGAGAAGAACGAUUCAUCAUUGCCAAAAGUUGCUUCCACAGUGGCACUCUCUUCCCAGGAAAGUAUGGUAGGUUCUAAUUCUUUGCAUGGACAAGACCAACAAGAUACUAUGUUUUUAUCUCGAAAGUCAUCUUCUUUAUUACUAGAUUUGAGAAGAGAAGAUCAACAAAAAUCACAAAUGACCCACUCUUGUAUUCAGCUCAUUUCCCAUUUAGCUUGUAAUCCUAAGUUUAUUGACAAACUCAUGCAGUCGCCAGUUAUCUAUCCAUUGUUAGAUAUAUUUCAACACGAUGAAGAUUUAAUCACGAGGAGAGAAGCUUUGCUAGCUGUUGCUUCACUUGCCAAAGCAGAUUCCAACGUUUUUGUUAAAAGUGGUGCCUUAUCGUUGCUGACUCAGUAUUCAGAAAGUCAAGAUCCACAACUGAGUAGUUAUGCUGUUGGAGCACUUUUAAAUGCAAUGAAACAUGGAGAUAUAGAUACACAUCGUCAGUUUAUGAAGGAGGAGGGCCAUCGUAAAUUGAUUAGCAUUUGUCAAAGGAAAGAUAAGGCAUAUGAACAAAGUAGAAUAUUUGCUGUGCUUACCCUUGGAGAGUUGUUUCAAACGGAACAUCCUAAAGGAACUAUUAUACGUCAAAAAUUGUUACAAAGUGGUGCAGUGGAUGUUUGGAAGGACAUUUUGUUGCACAGUCAUGAAGAAGAUGAAGCAUUAUUAAGGAAUGUUUGUAAGGUAUUUUGGUUAUGUGGACAAAAGUCGGCCAGUAGAGAUAUUAUUGCCAAGGCAUUGGAUGAUAAGACAGUAGAGAAAUUGGUAUCGUUUUUAGGCAAGACUUUUUCCAAUGAGUUAAGUUGUGCCUCCUUGUUUGCUUUGUCAUUUUACGUAAAUGAUGAGAAAGUGAAACAUGAGUUGGCAAAGCAGGAACAUUUAAUAGAAAACAUUGUUCCCAUGUUGAGUCGUUCUUCCAAUGUUUCCGAGGUUGCAGUUUCCAUUUUAUCUUCAUUAUCUACGGAUACGGCUAGUCAUAUGCAAUUGUGUAAAGCCAGUUGUUUGAUAGCCUUGUUAAAAGUACCAAGUACACCAAGUAAUUCACAAUUUAUUGUUCAAUUAUUGGCUAAUCUGUCUAAAAAUGAAGCUUGUCGAGUUCAUGUGGCACAUGAAGGUGGUUUAUCAUUAUUGUUAAAGUUUGCCAACUCCAAAGACCAAACAUUGCGACAAGAAGCAGCUAGAGCUUUGUAUAAUUUAUGUAGACCUGGCGUUACCCGAACUAUGGUGGUUCAAGCAGGUGCUCUGAGAACCCUUGUUUCACUGAUUGCCUCUACGGAUGAUCCAGUAACUAGCAAAUACGCGAUAGGUUGCUUGUCUAGUAUUGCUGAGAGUUUUGAAAAUGUACCUCGUUUAGCAGAGUUAGGUGUUGCCAGUUUGUUGGUCAAGAAAUUGGGUAAUACUCCAAAACCUUCAAAGGAAAUGCUACGAUAUAGUGUUUUAUGUAUUGCUGAAAUGGCAAAUAUCAUGGAGAUUCAUUCAUUGUUGGCUGAUUCUGGAGUUAUUCCUGUAUUAUUGUCUUGUUGUGCCAGUCGGGACUUGGAAACUCAACAGUACGCUCUGAUGGCGUUGUGUAAUCUUUCAGCCACUGAGAGUGUUCGACCCUUGUUGAAACAACAAGGUGCAACUCGCAUUUUAGGAAUUGUAUUGCGUUCUGCUAUGCCGCUGCCCGAGAUACAAGGAAUGGCGGCUGCCAUUCUCGCCAACUUAACAAAAGGGGAACAAAAUAUGAUCCAUAUUCAGCCAUUAUCACCAUUGACAGCUGCAUAGCCACAUGGUAUACUUUAGAUUAGCAUCCAUAAAACAAUAAAAUGUUAU
Molecule: messenger RNA, 2772 nt
Organism: Galdieria sulphuraria
Lineage: Eukaryota; Rhodophyta; Bangiophyceae; Galdieriales; Galdieriaceae
Exons: 1
Coding region: 13-2724 (903 amino acids)
Biological process (GO): nucleus-vacuole junction assembly
Molecular function (GO): protein binding; protein-membrane adaptor activity
Source: RefSeq, a predicted model, not a curated record